This is a messenger RNA of Bombyx mandarina (wild silkworm), 3164 nucleotides long. RefSeq names its product E3 ubiquitin-protein ligase CBL (gene Cbl). Gene Ontology annotation, cellular component: plasma membrane; membrane raft. Gene Ontology annotation, biological process: negative regulation of epidermal growth factor-activated receptor activity; cell surface receptor signaling pathway. Gene Ontology annotation, molecular function: phosphotyrosine residue binding; SH3 domain binding; calcium ion binding. The record is from RefSeq and is a predicted model, not a curated record. NCBI's taxonomy places the organism in Eukaryota, Metazoa, Arthropoda, Insecta, Lepidoptera, Bombycidae.
CGUCGGUAAUGUGUCAGUGAGCGAUUGCUGUAUGUAUAGUGCUGUUAUAAGUGUCGUAAAUGUUGUACUGCUAUGUCAUAAUGAGAAAACGCAUGCCCGACUUCAUUAUUAUAAAGUGACGAUAGUGUUUUAAAUUAAGUUUCUUUUUAAAAAACAGUGUUUUCAUUUGUAUGUCAUCGGACCUUACAAUAUGGCGGCGGCUCGGCACAAAUCACAACAGAAGAACAUUUCUUCUAUAUUUUCGAAGUUACACGGUGCUUUCUCGGAUGCCGUGUGUCCCACGAAGCUAGCGACGGACAAAAGGACACUGGACAAAACUUGGAAGUUGAUGGACAAAGUAGUAAAACUAUGUCAGCAUCACAAAAUGAAUUUAAAAAAUAGCCCGCCGUUUAUUCUUGAUAUUUUGCCCGAUACAUAUCAGAGGUUACGUAUUAUAUAUUCGAAAUACGAGGACAACAUGCAAGCGUUGAAUAGUAACGAGCAUUUUAAUAUAUUUAUAAUUAAUUUGAUAAGGAAAUGCAAGCAGGCUAUUAAGUUGUUUAAAGAAGGGAAGGAGAAAAUGUUCGAAGAGAAUUCGCAUUUUAGAAGGAAUCUGACGAAGCUCAGUUUAGUUUUUAGUCACAUGUUGAGUGAACUGAAGGCUAUGUUCCCGAACGGUACCUUCGCCGGCGACCAGUUCAGGAUCACGAAGAGUGACGCCGCUGACUUCUGGAGAACGAAUUUCGGAAACAGCACUCUGGUGCCUUGGAAGAUAUUCCGCGAAGAACUGAACAACGUGCAUCCGAUAUCCUCGGGGCUGGAGACGAUGGCGUUGAAGACAACCAUAGAUCUGACCUGUAACGAUUUCAUAUCGAACUUUGAAUUUGACGUUUUCACGAGGCUUUUCCAGCCCUGGAGUACGCUGUUACGAAACUGGCAGCUACUUGCCGUGACGCAUCCGGGUUACGUCGCCUUCCUUACGUACGACGAAGUCAAAGCGAGACUGCAGAAGUACAUACACAAAGCCGGGAGCUACGUCUUCAGAUUAUCGUGCACAAGAUUAGGGCAAUGGGCCAUAGGUUACGUGACAGCCGACGGUGAGAUCCUACAGACGAUACCUCAGAACAAGAGUUUGGUGCAGGCGCUCUUAGACGGGUAUCGGGAAGGAUUCUACUUAUAUCCUGACGGUCGAGAUACGAAUCCCGAUUUGAGUAGCGCCAUCAUAUCGCCCGCCGAGGAUCACAUCACAGUAACCCAAGAGCAAUACGAGUUGUACUGCGAAAUGGGCAGCACGUUCCAGCUUUGCAAGAUAUGCGCCGAAAACGACAAGGACAUCAGAAUAGAGCCGUGCGGGCAUCUCUUGUGCACUCCCUGUCUCACUGCGUGGCAAAUUGAUUCCGAAGGGCAGGGUUGUCCGUUCUGCAGAGCCGAGAUAAAGGGGACCGAGCAGGUCGUCGUGGACGCUUUCGUGCCGCCGCGCCCGCCCAACACCACGUCCGAGGCCAAGAACCCAAAGCCAACGGUAAAAGCGGUCUCUUCGAACUCCUCUGGAUCGUCAGGCUCCUCCGGAUGCAAUGGAUCGAGUUCGGACGGUGCCGGCUCCGGUAACGCGGCCAACGGCUGGUCGUCCAGGAGCGCGGCCACCUUCAACGGUCUCGCCGACGACAUCGACGACGGAGAGAGGCACCGGAGAAAAUGACCGCAUGCAUGACGCUUGUCCGUUCGUUCAUUAUGUUGUGAUUUUUUUUUAACUAUAUCGAUAAUAACUCAUUCCGUUACACACAUAUACAUACAUACUUCAUUAUGUACAUUCCAUUCCGGUGUUUAUUUUUAUUUAUUUAAAUGUACAUAGUUGAAGUUUUUAUUUUAUUUUUAAUUACUAAUUUGUUUUUUUUUUUUUAUUAUUCUAAAAUAUUUACAUUUAAAUUAGACUAUAGAUAGAUAUACUUUUUAGGAAAUGAUGGCUAUUAUAUUUAUAAAUGAUGACAAUGUUGAAAUGUUUAUAUCGUCCUUUUUUUAAUAUCUAAUAUUGGCUGCUCGAUAAAUGCGCUGUAAUAUUAUUAUAGUCUAAAGAAGGUUUGUACGAAUUCAAAAUAAAUUAAUGUCACAUCAAAUUGUUCGUAAUACGAUUUCACACUUUUGAUAAUUUUUAUUGUUUUUCCAAAAGAAACGUCAUACCUACCGAAAUUAUUUCAGGAAAUAAAACAACAUUUUUGUCUUUAAUAUAAAAAUCACGGAGUAAACUCGGGUGUCCAUGAUUUUAUGUAGCGUAGUGAUCGCAGUUAAAAUAAUAUUUAACAGUUAAUACAAUACUAAGAUAUGAGAUUAAAAUAAAAAAUGGCCCAUGCUUUGUUAGUGUUGCCAAUAGGAAGGGAAGCUAAAAACAAUGUGAGCGUUUUUAGGUAAAGUUUCUUUUUUGUUCUGCACUGUCUGCAUGCCCAUACAGCCAACCAUUUCUUCUAAGUUAAAUAGUUAAUUCAUUUUUUACGAAUAUUUUUCUUAUUUUACGUUUAUCUCUUGUCGGGUUCAGCAUUGUUUGUAUUACCCUCUGUGUAGGCUGCCGCUUUGUGUGAAAAAGACAGAUGACAGGGCUUAAGAUAGGUAGCAUAGAUUCAAUAUAACGAAGUCUAAUUAUUUUCAUAUAUAAGCAAACAUGGAAUUAAAAUUGAAUUUUUGAUAAAAAUGAUAAUUUAAACCAUAAAAAUUUAUGUGAUGAUAUUAAAUAAAAUGGUGUAUUAUAUAAUAAAUGCCACGACCUAUGAAGUCGUAAAAUUAUUGUCACCGUACCUGUACUUAAUAUUCUAUUGUGAAAUAUGAAAUACAGUGGUGCUGCGAUGGUCCCUAAGUUUUUUAACUUGAAAUUUUCACGCGAUGUUGAGAACCAAUAAAUAUAUUUAUUUCGACUUAAUAUACCAAUAUCACCAGGAAAAAAUAAAUCAUAUUUUACGUUCUGCUUACAAUUAAAGUGUUUUUUUUUUGUUUGUAUAUAAAUAGGGAAAAAAGAAAUGAACUUCCUAUUUCCAAUUGAAACGAUUUUUUUUCUUAAUCUCUGAACUAAAUUUAUUUGAGUAUUUUGUCCAGACCCUAUCUCUCAUCAUCAUCAUCAUCAUUAUCCUGCCCUUCUCCCAGUCACCUGGGGUCGGCGCAACAUGUUUUCUCCUUGCAUACUCUUCUAUCACAUAUCA